This is a messenger RNA of Musca vetustissima, 1689 nucleotides long. RefSeq names its product neuronal acetylcholine receptor subunit beta-4 (gene NtR). Gene Ontology annotation, cellular component: neuron projection; membrane; synapse. Bases 1 to 1689 code for a protein of 562 amino acids. Gene Ontology annotation, biological process: chemical synaptic transmission; nervous system process; regulation of membrane potential. Gene Ontology annotation, molecular function: transmembrane signaling receptor activity; neurotransmitter receptor activity; extracellular ligand-gated monoatomic ion channel activity. The transcript has 8 exons. The record is from RefSeq and is a predicted model, not a curated record. Lineage: Eukaryota; Metazoa; Arthropoda; Insecta; Diptera; Muscidae.
AUGAUUGUGCUGCGCCCGACCAAAGCCGAUUUUAAAUACAAUGUCAGUCUGGCCCAGAUGGAUACAUGUCGUCACUAUACGAUUCCAAUGAAUCGAGGCUAUAAUUAUGCGGAUUUUUUCCAUUUGACCCAUUUAAAGAAUAACAAACUAGCCGAUAAUGAGUUGUUGCAUUUGAAAUUUUAUGUGAUGACAGCACGGGAUGCCCACAUUUUAUUAUCGAGCACGGAUCAACCGCGCUCCAAGGACAAGGUCUACGAAGUUGUCAUUGGUGCUGGUCGCAACACAUUCUCAACGAUACGUAUCACCAUGGGACGUGGCCGUGUCGCCACUAAUCAGGAUCCGUAUAUUUUAUCAAUGCUCGAUCCCACACCCAUUGAAAUAAUACAAACAAAGGCUGCUGAAUUGCUGGUCUACAUCACAGGAUUCAAAGAGGAGCCAUUGUUGAAUUUUACCGAUACCUCCCCACUGGACAUUCAAUACAUUAGUUUUACGACCUAUGAUAAUAUUCCGGCCAGUUGGUUUUAUGAUUGCCAGUUCGAUGGCUUCGCCAAUGAGCUGGAGGAGGAGGUACGCGAGCUGACGCCACAUCAGUUGUUGGUGGCAAAUAUUACCGCCAUGGCUGAGAAUGGCUCAUAUCCGGUCGAUUUGACGAGUGUGGAAUUUGAUUUUGUUGUCGCCUCAGUGAGUUAUCAGCAUGAUCGUGGCAUGCUGCAGACCAGACUUAAUUUGAGAAUGAAUUGGGUAGAUUCCCGCAUAACCUGGGAUCCGAAAGCCUUUGGCGACAUCGAUGUCAUACAGCAUUCCGAUUAUGAUAUCUGGCUGCCCCACUUAAUGGUUAUCAAUGGUGUUUCAAAUUCCAAAUCCCUACUUGAUGAGGAUCAUAAAAUAAAAAUACGCCACAAUGGCGAAAUUGGAAUUGAAUUUUACAAUGUCUUCAUUACCACCUGGUGUCCGAACCCCUUUGAGGAUUGGCCAAACGAAGAAUUGUCCUGUGAUAUUGUGGUGGGUUUGGAUCAGGGUCCUUUGCAGCGACUGACUUUAAAUUACAAUGACACAUGGAAACAUCCACCCAUUGAUUCGCUAUCCGAAUGGACAUUGCGGGGUAUCCAUGUCACCUCCGUGGCCAGUGGGGCUAAUAUGCGCUAUACGGAUAAACAGAUUCUUCAGGCUAUGGAUGGAGAUAUUGCCAUUGAAUUUUUCAUUGUCCGUAACUCAGGAUUCUAUAGGAAUGUUUUUUCGAUGCCGAUUUUGGCUUCCCAAAUCCUCAUCAUCUUGUCCUUCCUGUUGCGAGGCUAUCGUCGAGGCGCCCUUAUUUUGGUUGUAAUGGUCGUUUUAAUGUUGGGUUUGAUGUUCCUGACCAAACAUGCUCCAACAUUUUAUGUGCCGCCAAUAAUGUUGGCAUAUCAGCACAUCAUGAGAGUGGCUACAUUCUGCUAUAUCCUUCACAUUUGUCUUAUGUGGCUGGAAUUGUAUCCGCCCAAGGCGAAGCCUUAUGAUUGGUUGACCGCGGCUGUGAACUGCUCACCCUUACGUCUGGUGCUGUGUAUGCGGUUGGCUGAUUCCAACGACUAUAUUGACUCGCAGCAGCAACCCUGGCGCGAAGUGGCCAAAGUCUUGAACGCGAUGUCUUUUGUUGUAAUCAAUGUUGUGUGUAUUGUUGUAGUUGUUACAUUGUUACCUCAUGCCUAG